UGUUUUAUUGAUAUGCAAAUAGACAUCCAGCAAAAGAAAAAUGGCAGGUGAUGUAUGCCUUCAAAUCUGUAGAUGUGCAUGGAUUUGUCCUGAAUCCCUUAAAGAACUUGGGAGCAACUAGGGUAUACAGACCUUCUGUAUAGUGUAAGUGUCAUAACGUAAUUAUGUACAGAACAGAUAUACACACCAUCUGUAAUGCUUACCGUGUCAUAACAUAAUUGUGUGUAGGACAGUGAGUGAGUGAAAAAAUGUGUGUUUUUAGAUACAGUAUAUUUACAAACAAAUAUGAUAAACUUUUCUUUAUAAAAUCACAAAGUCACACUGGUGAAAAGUCUUGAGCAAAAAGGCUUUCCCAUGGAGAGCAGGAGCUCACCGUGUUAAGCCUCAAUGACAGGCGGCAUACUGCCGGGAAAGACUUCAGUACAUCCCGUUGUAUCACCUGGGCACCCCAGGUCACAACUCGCAUAAUCUGCUAAAGAUGAAUCCAGUGGAUCAGAAUGGGACAAAUGAAAGCCUCUGGAUGCUGCCUUCUCCAGUCCCAGUCAGGGAGCAGUCUGAAGAAUGCUCCCUUCAGCCAGUAAAAAAAGAGGAAGUUAGUAUAAUGACAGUGGAGAAGGAAGAGAAUGAAGACUGGCUGAACUCCGAUGAUGAGGAUGUUGUGAAAGUGACAGUGCCAUCAUUACGCUCUGAUAAAGCAUACACUCUGAUGGAAAGUCAUAAUGUGCAGGACUGUAAAAACCAGGAGGGUGAGAUUGAAUCUUGCAACAUGAAAUCAGUGGAACCAGAGAAAGCAGCAUAUACAGAUAGGAAAGCUAGUGCUGUUAAUAAAAGUAACUCUAAGGGCCGUGGCCUGCGAUGCAAAUCAGGCAGACAGACAUUGAAGCCUUCAGUUACUGUUCAGUUGGACACAAGAACAGGGGAAACGAGUACCCUAAGUGAUUUUGAGCGUGGGAUGAUUAUCGGUGCAAGUUACGCCGGUUCCAGUAUCUCUGAAGUGGCUGCCCGGCUGGGAUUUUCACCCACAACGGUGUCUAAGGUUUACAAAGAAUAUAGAAAUGCUUCAAAGAAGUCCUAGAAAAGAACUCCAGUAAUGGUUCAGACUGUUUGAGGAUCUACAGCAUUUUUAAUUCACUCAGAAAAUGUAAUGAAAGAGAGAAUGAAAGAAACAAAACCAUCUGGACAAAAAUAAAUCCAUACAUAUGCUUCAAAAAAGAUACUGAAGACUAGAUCAUAUAAUAAAUGACCCACUCUGAAGAGAAGUAAAUAAAGCAGAGGAAUUGGAUGAAUUUAAAGCUGCACAGGGGGAAAUCCUUAUUAGUGUUCUCUGACGAAUGUUUAGGGUUUUUAAGAGACUACUUAAGAUGCAUUAAUCGGCUAACUAGUGUGAGAAAAUGUUUUGAAUCUGGAAAAGGAUUCAUAAAACUAAUCCAACUGACUAUGAAACUAAAAAAACAAACCCAAUUAUCCAUACAGGAGAGUGACCAUUUAAAUGUCUAGCUGUAGAAAAUAAUUGUAAAUAAAAGACUAUUAAAAAAAAGUCCAAUACCG
Molecule: messenger RNA, 1548 nt
Organism: Esox lucius (northern pike)
Lineage: Eukaryota; Metazoa; Chordata; Actinopteri; Esociformes; Esocidae
Exons: 5
Coding region: 479-1075 (198 amino acids)
Source: RefSeq, a predicted model, not a curated record